Talaromyces amestolkiae is the source of this 2067-nucleotide messenger RNA. RefSeq lists its product as uncharacterized. The transcript has 3 exons. Gene Ontology annotation, molecular function: DNA-binding transcription activator activity, RNA polymerase II-specific. The coding region runs from base 1 to 2067 and encodes 688 amino acids. The record is from RefSeq and is a predicted model, not a curated record. Gene Ontology annotation, biological process: regulation of transcription by RNA polymerase II. Lineage: Eukaryota; Fungi; Ascomycota; Eurotiomycetes; Eurotiales; Trichocomaceae.
AUGGUGGACCCUCUUUCAAUGGCUGGGCUCGCCUAUCCAGUCGUUCGUGAUCUCCUCACUCUUGGCCGGCAAAUGAAAAAGAUAUACAAGAAAGUUCGUCACGCCAAACCAGAUUUUAAGAGAAUGUCCGAUAGGACGAAGAUAGUGGCUGGAACCUAUGGAUUUUUCAAGGAGACCAUGAAGGGUGUACAGCAAUUCGAAAAGUUAAGCACGAUGUUUGCACAACAUGGCGACCUUAUAAAAAAAGUGGAGGAUGAGUCCCAAAAAAUAGUCGAUAGACUUAGAAGCAUCAAAAAAAAAUUCGGGUUUCUAUUAGGACGGAAGCCCGCCAAUCUCGUGGACCAGUGCAUUGCACACUGGCUAUGGUAUAACGAGAGUAAGGAAAUUGUCCCAGCUCUCUUCCAGGAUAUGGAAGUUUUGGAAAACUCGAUGACAACGAUUGGGAUUCUGGUGAACACACACAUUCUCCUUCAAGAUUACGAAGCGAGCCGAUCUCAAGAACUCUCGGCACAAAUAUCGUCCUUUCAACUCAUGCUAAAAGUAGGAUUCCAAAGACUCACGCAGGCUCAGCGCGGACUCCCGCCAACUCAGAGUGUUAGCGUGAGAGCUUUUGUCCAAGAAGUGUUGCAGCUUCUAAGGGAAGAAAUCCCGCAACUUCAGAUCGACAGGCCGGUCCUUAAUAGCCCAGCGACCGUUGUAUUUAGAGCGCCCGCAUCCUUUGAGGAUCAGGUAGUUGUAGGGUGCGAUACAGCACCUUCGAUUCCUCCCCACAACAGCGAUCGAGAUCAAGUAUUUGAAGUUGAGCCAGAAGUUCAGUCGGAGAUUGAGCCAGAAGUUGAGGUGGAAUCAACCCUGAGACAGACAAUCCGCCGAAGAGGAACUCAAUCAGAACCGCCUUGCAACCUUCAAGCACCACAAUGCCAUCACUGCAAAAGACGUGGGGAAGAAUGCAGUUUUCAGUUCAAGAACAACGAGAAUGAAGGGGCUGAGGAAGCGGAUAACCAGAAAGGUCUUCAUGAUGAUCAGCACGACGGCGACGAUAGACAGCGACGUGUGUCUUCUCCCAUCUCGCGCAGACAGCCCGGACCUUCAAGAGUCUCACCAACCCUAUGGCCAAAUCUGGAUAUUGAACAGUCACAACUGAGAUGGCACUACAACACGUUUGCGGCCAACUCCCUUGCCCUUUUACAAGAAGACCCGCGCCGAGUCAAACUGAUUUGGAAAGGCGAAGUAUCUCUUAAAGCCGAACACGAUCCAUGGAUCGAUCAUGCCACAAUGGCCAUUGCCGCUUUACACAUUUGCCAUUUAGAACCUCCCAACCCUGAGAGUUAUUAUACAGCUGCCUAUAAGAAUUACCGGAAUGCGGUAGUCGCUUUCCCCAAAGCAGUCAAGGACAUGAACCCGCAGAACAGUGUGGCAAUCCUAUCCUUCUCAUUGCUCAUCUUGAUGUUCCAAUUGGGUAUCUCGUGCGUGCCCGGCGCAGGACCGAUGUCCGAUGCCUUCCCAACUGUGGAUGCAUACAAUGCAAUCUCUGCUCUGCGAGGAACCUGGUCAUUAAUCGAUCAACUCGGUCCUCAUCUUCAAAAGAGCCAUUUGAGCGCACUAUUCAUACACCGAAAACAUCUCCGCUUCGAAGAGUUAGACGAAAGCCACGAAAAGGCGAUUGAAAAUCUCACGCACCUCAACGACACCGUUGAAUAUGGUCAGCCUAAUACAACGAGUCGCGGCGACAGCGAUCGUCAAACUUGCGCACAGGCCAUCACCGUCCUCCGCUUUUGGUUCAGUAUCAUGGCAGCGAAAUUACCCACUACAUGGCUGUUAUUGGUUUGGUGGCCCGCGGGUGUUUCUCCUGAGUUUUUGCUAUUGUUGAAGAACAAAGAUCCAAUGGCGCUGAUUAUUGUUUGUCAUUGGUGCUCUGGAAUGCAUCGUAUACCAACGAAAUGGUACUUGGAUGGAUGGGCGAGACGCAUGUUGAAGGCUAUGAUGGACUUGCUGGGUCCAGACUGGCAUUUUGCGCUGCGGUGGCCUAUGGACCAGGUAUUUCAGAGUGAGGGCGAGGAACCGUGA